Molecule: messenger RNA, 758 nt
Organism: Formica exsecta
Lineage: Eukaryota; Metazoa; Arthropoda; Insecta; Hymenoptera; Formicidae
Product: 40S ribosomal protein S8
Exons: 5
Coding region: 83-709 (208 amino acids)
Biological process (GO): translation; maturation of SSU-rRNA from tricistronic rRNA transcript (SSU-rRNA, 5.8S rRNA, LSU-rRNA)
Cellular component (GO): ribosome; cytosolic small ribosomal subunit
Molecular function (GO): structural constituent of ribosome
Source: RefSeq, a predicted model, not a curated record
ACAUACAAUAUCCGAUAGGCGAAUGCGCCUCUAGUAUUGUGCAGUUUUGGGUUCUUUCCAUGUUGUUCGAUGUAACGACACGAUGGGUAUUUCUCGGGAUCAUUGGCAUAAAAGACGAGCUACUGGUGGGAAGAGAAAGCCUCUUCGUAAGAAGAGGAAGUUUGAAUUAGGACGUCCAGCUGCAAAUACCAAGCUUGGACCGCAGCGAAUUCAUACUGUCCGUACACGAGGAGGUAAUAAAAAAUACAGAGCUCUUAGAUUGGAUACAGGAAAUUUUUCCUGGGGCUCUGAAUGCAGUACCAGAAAAACUCGUAUCAUUGAUGUUGUUUACAACGCAUCAAACAAUGAAUUAGUAAGAACCAAAACUUUGGUGAAAAAUGCCAUUGUCACUAUUGAUGCCACGCCAUUCAGACAAUGGUACGAAGGUCAUUAUGUUCUCCCAUUGGGUCGUAAAAGAGGUGCUAAACUGACCGAAGCUGAGGAGGAAGUAUUGAAUAAAAAGCGUUCCAAGAAGGCAGAAACUAAAUACAAAGCUAGGCAGCGAUUUGCCAAAGUUGAACCUGCUUUGGAAGAACAAUUUGCAACGGGACGUGUCCUUGCUUGCAUAGCGAGCAGACCUGGCCAAUGUGGUAGAUCUGAUGGUUACAUCUUGGAAGGCAAAGAACUUGAGUUCUAUAUGAGGAAGAUUAAAAGCAAGAAAGCUAAAUAAGUUUAUAAUUAUGGGCCAUUAAUAAAAAAAACAUCUUGAAAUACAAAAA